AUGGCUGAGCUGGACUCGCUCAUUGAUUCUAUGAUCAGCCAGCGCAAAGCUGGAGAGGUCAACUAUAUCGACGACAAAUAUGCCGACACAAUCAAAGUCGAGGCAAUCCCUUCAAAAGGUCAAGGAGUAUUUGCGCAAAGACCACUGUCCGUCAAAGAUGCACUCUGCUCACUCGCUAUACCGACCACCCUGGCGAUCGACGCCGAAUACCUCCCGACGACAUGCUAUCACUGCCUCAUUGUCACAUCAACCCAACUCCCCCUCAAACAGGGCGGGACUGCAUCAGCGUCGCUUAAAGAUUGCGGAGGCUGUCGCAAAGCUCGAUUCUGCAGCAGAGAAUGCCAGGUUGAAGCGUGGCACGCCUAUCACAAGUUCGAGUGCAAAGUCUUUAAGAAAGUGCAAAAUGACCUACCACCUCCUAUUCUCCGAGCGGUUCUGCGGGUAGUGCUCCUCAAAGACCGAAAUAAAAUCCCAGAGGACGAAUGGACCCGCAUAAGCUCGUUGACAUCACAUGAACACAUUCUCGCCGGGCGCGGCCGGUCCAACAUCACUGACAUGGCGGAAGGCAUCAAGCAUCUUGCCGAAUCCAGCAUGACGGUCGAGCUGAUACAGAGGCUAAUCUUCAUCAUGAGAUCGAACACCAUCGAACUGCCGACCCCGAUCCACGGGCCAAUGGGCGUCAUGCUCGAACCGCUGGUGGCCAAAUUCAACCACAGCUGCGAACCGAAUCUCGCCAUCCACCGGCCCCAGUUUACGAUGAAGAGCAGGUGGAUGAAGUCCGAGUCGCUCUCGGAGGACCAACGACAAACCUACUUCCAGCUCAUACCACUACGGGAUAUCCAGCAGGGCGAGGAACUCUGCAUCAGCUACGUUGUCCCCACUGUCGCUGUGGACGCUCGGAGGAAGAAGCUCCUGGAAGACUAUCUCUUCGAAUGCAACUGCCCAAGAUGCAAAUCCGACACGGAAGCCUCGGCGGAACUGUCCAAACAACAUCCCAGUCUGCCGGGUCAAUUCGAGCAGUGGAUCAAAGACGUGGGCAGACACCUGGGCCGAGUGAGCAAGGAUCCAUCUUCCCUGCAAAAGGCCGGGAGCGUGAUGACGAAGUCGGAUCGCUUCUACGACCACCCCACGCUCUACACGACCGGCGACUAUCCCGAGAUUGCAAUGACCAUCAUCUUCGAAGCCUUGAAGGGUCAAGCGUUCGACGAGGCUCUCGUCAACUCCCUCCGAUUAUACUUUUUGGUCAACCCUGUGAGACUGGUUGGGCGCCACAAUCCGACGAAUCUCUACACCAUCUUCCUCAUGCUGGACAUCUUCGAUGCAGUCCUGGGGAUCAACGCACCGGCCGGCGCCAGCGACGACAAGGUGAAGCAGUGGCAACAACGUCUCGCCGAGCGAGGACUGUCCAAGAACGGGUUAAUCUACUGGCGCCAGAGAAUCUGUACGGAUCUACGACGGAGACUCGAAUCGAGCGCGGCAGACGAUCUGCUGGUCCUGGUUGACGAGCGGGAUGAACAGGCCAAGGAAGUCUCCGACAAGACAAAUCAAGACAUCGGGACCAAGGAAGGAGCCAAGAGCGCCGAGGAGGAAAUGAGAGCAGCAUUGAAGAUGAAGGAGCAGAAAUGGACAGAGGUGCUACAAGAGACUGGAUGCUAA
This is a messenger RNA of Exophiala spinifera, 1656 nucleotides long. RefSeq lists its product as uncharacterized. The record is from RefSeq and is a predicted model, not a curated record. Gene Ontology annotation, molecular function: protein binding. The transcript has a single exon. Gene Ontology annotation, cellular component: nucleus. NCBI's taxonomy places the organism in Eukaryota, Fungi, Ascomycota, Eurotiomycetes, Chaetothyriales, Herpotrichiellaceae. The coding region runs from base 1 to 1656 and encodes 551 amino acids.